Molecule: messenger RNA, 909 nt
Organism: Capsicum annuum
Lineage: Eukaryota; Viridiplantae; Streptophyta; Magnoliopsida; Solanales; Solanaceae
Product: CASP-like protein 1
Exons: 3
Coding region: 76-666 (196 amino acids)
Source: RefSeq, a predicted model, not a curated record
AUUAGUCACACACACGAGUCACUAACUUAAUUAUCAUUCAAUACAUAAUUUUGGCACCUCUAGUGUUGUGCACCUAUGGCUAGUGAAUCCGAAAAGGUUACUCCCCCAGCAGAAGCUCCGGUGGUGGAGCCACAAAAAAGGGUUCAGCCACUGGCAACUCGGUCCACCGAUUACUUUGCGGUGGCCGAUGUGGUGUUAAGGUUGUUAGUGUUUGCUUCAGCACUUGUUUCUGUGGUGGUCAUGUCAACUAGUAAAGAAACUGAAAUGGUCCCAACACCUCGCCCUGCUAAGUUCAAUUAUUCACCAGCACUCAUAUAUUUUGUAGCAGCACUCUCUGUGGCUGGUUUCUUCAGCAUACUUACUGCACUAGGCUCAUUGUACUCCCUCAUUAAGCCUGGUUGCUCUGCAAAGAUCAUUUCCCAUUUCAUUGUUAUUGAUUUACUUUUGCUAGGCAUAGUGGCAUCAGCAACUGGAGCAGCAGCAUCAGUGAUUUACAUAGGACUAAAAGGCAACACUCAUGCGGGGUGGGGAAAGGUUUGCAGUUUGUAUGGCAAGUUCUGCAGAUACCUUGGAGCCUCAGUAGAAGUCUCAUUGUUUGCAACCGUUAUGCUUGUUCUCCUUGUUCUCCUCUCUGUGUAUUCCCUUUCUAAGAAGAUCCCAAAGUGACUAGACAACUAUGGAAAAGUGAAUUCUUGAGUACAGUAGGAAAAAGCCCUUGGUAAAUGUCAGUAUGUGAAAGUGUGUAAUUAAUAAGUACAGUCCAAAUUAGAGUUCUCUGUAUGUUUGUCACUUUUCUAGUGCAGGUGGUGGAAGUAGAAAUUGCCCCAGUUCUUGUAUAUGAAUUCAGUCAAGUACUUGUAUUGACACUACACAUAAAAUUCCCAACUUACAUUGUCUAUCUUUGAUCAA